Ochotona curzoniae (black-lipped pika) is the source of this 2452-nucleotide messenger RNA. RefSeq names its product SH3 binding domain protein 5 like (gene SH3BP5L). The transcript has 7 exons. Gene Ontology annotation, molecular function: protein kinase inhibitor activity. The record is from RefSeq and is a predicted model, not a curated record. Gene Ontology annotation, biological process: intracellular signal transduction; negative regulation of protein tyrosine kinase activity. Lineage: Eukaryota; Metazoa; Chordata; Mammalia; Lagomorpha; Ochotonidae. Gene Ontology annotation, cellular component: cytoplasm. The coding region runs from base 469 to 1632 and encodes 387 amino acids.
UGCGCCGUGAGCUAUUUCCGCUUCCGCCCGACCCCGUCGUUUUGGUUGGGCCGGCUUGUUUGCAGCCGCAGAGUUCCGCGCCCGGGAAGCUCCCCGCAGCCUCCGCCUGGGUCCGGCCUUCCCUGUCCAGCUGCCGCCGCGGUCUGGGGGCGCCCGCCUCCACCCUCCCGAAUGGUGCUCCUGCUCGCAGGCCUCGGCCCAGGACGCAGGCCCCCCGCGCGCCCCGUGCGCCCCGUGCGCCCUGCCCCGGAGCUGCCGGGUGCGCGCCCGGCCCCGCGGAGGGAAGCCGGCUGCAGCAAGCCCGCCGGCGGCCGGCGUCUGGCCCUGUAACCGCGGGCGGGCCUCCCCCUCGGGUCUCCCUCCGGCCGCCCCUCGCUGCCCCGCGCCUCCCAGAGCCUCACGCUGGGGCCCUGGGCCCGGCAUGGCGGACCUCUCCUGUGCAUAGUGCUCUGCCGGCUCGCGGUCAGCAUGGCCGAGCACAGACAGGCUUCAGGGGGGCGGGAGACCCCGCAGGGGGAGCUGCGGCCCGAGCUGGUGGAGGAUGAAGGCCCCAGGAGCCCGGCGGCCGAGGAGCCCGGAGGAGCCGGCGGCGGCGAGGCCAAGCUGUCCCCGAGGGAGGAGGAAGAACUGGACCCUAGGAUACAGGAGGAGCUGGAGCACCUGAACCAGGCCAGCGAGGAGAUCAACCAGGUGGAGCUGCAGCUGGACGAGGCCAGGACCACAUAUCGGAGGAUCCUGCAGGAGUCGGCCAGGAAGCUCAAUGCCCAGGGCUCCCAGCUUGGGAGCUGCAUCGAGAAGGCCCGGCCUUACUACGAGGCCCGACGGCUGGCCAAGGAGGCCCAGCAGGAGACGCAGAAGGCGGCCUUGCGGUACGAGCGAGCCGUGAGCAUGCACAAUGCCGCCCGCGAGAUGGUGUUUGUGGCAGAGCAGGGCGUCAUGGCCGACAAGAACCGCCUGGACCCCACGUGGCAGGAGAUGCUCAACCACGCCACCUGCAAGGUGAAUGAGGCAGAAGAAGAGCGGCUCCGGGGCGAGCGGGAACAUCAGCGGGUGACGCGGCUGUGCCAGCAGGCUGAGGCACGAGUCCAGGCCCUGCAGAAGACCCUCCGGCGGGCCAUUGGCAAGAGCCGCCCCUACUUCGAGCUCAAGGCCCAGUUCAGCCAGAUCCUAGAGGAGCACAAGGCCAAGGUGACAGAGCUGGAGCAGCAGGUGGCCCAGGCCAAGACCCGCUACUCGGUGGCCCUGCGCAACCUGGAACAGAUCAGUGAACAGAUCCACGCACGCCGGCGGGGCCUGUCUGUCCACCCUCCUGUCCUCCCUCCCGGGCCACGGCGCUCCUCCCCAGUGGGCGCUGAGGACGGGGACAGUGGGAUUGAGGGUGCUGAGGGGGCAGGGCUGGAGGAGGGCGGCAGCCUGGGGCCUGGUGCUGGCCCUGACAUGGACACCCUGAGUCUGCUGAGCCUGCGCACCGUGGCCUCUGACCUGCAGAAAUGCGACUCGGUUGAGCAUCUGCGUGGUCUUUCUGACCAUGCCAGCCUGGAUGGCCAAGAGCUGGGAGCCCGGACUGAGGGCCGCCGAGGCAGUGAUGGUGGGGUCCGAGGGGGCCGCCACCAGCGCAGCAUCAGCCUGUAGCCUCGUCAUCAGUGUGCCGGCUGGAUUCUCUGGCCAGGGGCAGGCGGGGCCUGCAGGCUCCCCACCCUCUCGGGCCUGGUGUUCCCAAGGCCGCCUUCCCCUGUGCUGGGAGGACAGGUACCUAGCCCCGUCUGCCUGCCCAGGCUUCCUCUUCCCUGCCCCAGGCCUCAGGAGGCAACCGCCCCUGCUGGCUCCUUGAGUGUCCGACACCAUUGCUUUCCCAUUCUAGCUUCCUGCUCUGCCUGGUGUCUCCCUCAGGGAGCGUGGUCCAGGAGGCCCAGAAGCGCAUCCGAAGAGCCAGUGCAGGGCUCAUGGAGGGGCGGGCGUCUGUGUAACUGUGAGGUGUGUGUGUGUGGAAGGUCCUUUCCACGUUGGCCCAGGGUGGUCACCUCCCCCGGGCACCGGCGGGGCCUUGGAGAGGCAGGCUGUGGUGAGAUGGGUAGAGGAGCUGAGACGCGUCUCCACAGCCUCUUGCAGGUGGGACUCGGAACUUGGUGCUCAACUGCUCUGCCUUGCUGUCCCUCAGCCAUACCUGCCCCGAUGUGGGGUCUCAGGCCAGGCUGCCGUGCCACUCAUGUGCCCUGCUGUGGAAAGGGUGUGCUGGGCUGUGAACCCCAGCCCUGCUCAGGGAGCUCUCGGGUGCGCAGUGGGGCUCCCAGGCCGCAGGGGAGCUGUGGCCAGGGAAGCAGCGGGCACUGUACCUGUGCAGCUGCCCCGCUCACUGGCUGGAAGAGGUGGCCAUGAUGAGAGCCUUGGGGUUUGAGGUGGCCGCAGAAAGGUACCAGGGGGCUGGGAGGGGAGGACCUGGCUGUGUGUGGGA